AUGUCUGACCUGCCGAUAUCGUAUUCUUGGAACAUUAGGAGGAAGAAGUGCGUCGAGAACACGUUUCCAAUCUGUGGAACAUGCUCCAGGUUGAAUCUGAAAUGCGUGCGAUCGACGGCUCGCGAUGUAGUCCCGACUACCUGGGUCGAACAGAAGAAGAGCACACUGCAGGCAACUCAGGCGCUACGACCGUCGACGAGAGAUAACUCGCAUCAACCGUUAUCGUCAUGUUUUCCGUUGCUUGCUUCACCUCCGGGCGUGGACCAAGGCGAACCGCCUCAAAAGCGACAAGUAAUGCGAUACUACAUUACAGUGCUGAGCCAUUUUUUGACUGCAAGCGAGCAGUUCAACUCGUUCCUAUCUGAGUUUCUACCAAUGGCUAUGGAAUCGAGUGUGCUUUACGAUGCACUGGUCGCAUUUGCUUCUGGUCACUUGUCACUCACGAAUGAGUCAUAUCGGGUCUCUGCCUUAGAAGCACACUCGACAGCAAUCACCAACCUCGCCACAGCCCUCGCAAAACCACAACAUGAAAUCACAUGGUACGAAAUCAAAGCAGCAACAUGCUUGGCCUUUGUCAUAGGUGAGGUAUGCGUAGGAGAUAACGACGGGUGGUGUGCCCACCUCAACGGUGCCAAGCUCAUCAUCGAGUCCGCCGUGGUCAAUCCAAGCUCAGGGACGACCUUGCGAGGACCUGAAGUCUUCAAACGGAGCUCCGAGGGUCAGUGGAUUCUUCGAAACUUUGCGUAUCACGACAUGAUUGGGAGUGUGACCAUGCGGAGGAGGCCGCUGCUAGACUGCAGUUAUCUGGAUGGCAUCACAGACGUUGUCGACACCUACCUAGGCGUCGCCACAGAUCUUUUACGCCAUGUAGCUACUUUGAGUAGCAUCGAUGAAGAGACCAGACUCGAUGUUGCUCUGGGGGCUGAGGAGAUAACCAGAAGAAAGAAGUUGUUCCAUGCCACCUGCGAAGGAGUCGAGCAAGAGCUGCAAGACUGGCGAUGCAGGCCAGAUGCCGCUCCAGAACUUGCUGCUCUGGCGCAUGCAUUCAGGAGCGCUGUCCUUAUUGUGCUAUUCCGACUGAUACGGAGUCGCCUGAGUUCAGAGGAAGAGUCCACUCAAGGAGCAAGCUCUGAAGCCAUGACAGAGGAGAUGCUACCGACAAAGAUGCGGACGCAGGUGUCUAACAUCCUGAGGCACGUCUCAGAUAUUCCGGUCGGGUCACAUACCGAGUCGGCAAUACUCUUCCCUCUCUUCCUUGCUGGCGGCGAGGCGACUGAGGACGAACACAUGGAUGCUGUUCGUGUUCGGUUGCAGAUGACGUUGCAGAAACGACGAUUCCAGAAUAUUUCUCGUUCUUUGAUAAUACUAGAAGAUUUAUGGCAAAGGCGGCAAAACUCAGGUUUGACAGAUGAAGCAGACUGGACUGACAUCUUGGACGAGACUGGGGAACAUCUUCUCUUGACUUAG
Messenger RNA from Colletotrichum costaricense, 1467 nucleotides. RefSeq lists its product as uncharacterized. Bases 1 to 1467 code for a protein of 488 amino acids. The transcript has 3 exons. Gene Ontology annotation, cellular component: nucleus. Gene Ontology annotation, biological process: positive regulation of transcription by RNA polymerase II. Gene Ontology annotation, molecular function: transcription cis-regulatory region binding; DNA-binding transcription factor activity, RNA polymerase II-specific; zinc ion binding. The record is from RefSeq and is a predicted model, not a curated record. Lineage: Eukaryota; Fungi; Ascomycota; Sordariomycetes; Glomerellales; Glomerellaceae.